UAGAAGAAACAAAACAAGUAGCAGCAAAGAACCCUAACCCUUAGGUCGAUCGAAAUUGGGAACUUGAUUGGGCAGUGAAGAAUGUCUGGGGUGAAGAGAGCAAUGAGGCAAUUUACGUUCGGAGCCGGCAAGACCGCCGGCCGGAACUCCUCGGGGCGCAUAACGUCUUUCCACAGAGGCGGUGGCGCGAAGCGGUUGCAGCGAACCGUCGAUCUCAAACGGAACACCGCUUCUUCAAUGGGCGUCGUCGAAAGGAUCGAGUACGACCCUAACCGUUCCUCUCGCAUCGCACUCGUUCGCUGGGUCCACGGCAUCAAGCCACCCCAUGGCCGCACCUCCUCAGCCGCCGGUCCUUCUCCGCCGCCGCGCAGGGUUCUCGAACUCGAUUCUGCGGCCGCCGCCGCAGCCAACAUCCGGGGCGUGCUCGCAUUCAAUUCGAUGCUCCCGCCCGUAGGAACAACCGCCAGAGAUGUUUUCUUCUCUGCGUUUUCAUCGAAGAGAAAGGGAGAAGGAUCUGAAUCACUUUCUUCACUGGGGUUGCCGAGGAUCGCCGUGGCGGCGGCGAAGCCUCCGUUCUUCGCGCCGCGAGUGAGAGGGGAAGAAGCGUUGCAAAUUCGGAAUUGGAAAAGGAAUAGUGAUGUCUGGGCGCAUAGGAACAAACGUAAAGCGGCGAUUUCUUGGCACAGCAUCGCACGUUGAGUUGAAAGCCAAGGAUGGGUUCAUGCCUUUCACUCUUGUAGUUUACUUUCUUCUCUCUUUUUUUUUUUAUUUGGCAGCUUAAUUGUUGGCUGAUUUUUACUUGGGGUUGUGUUUCUCUGAAUGUUGAGGCAAAAGGCAUGAAUUGGUGAUGGAAAUUUAGGUUAUUUGCUCUGACCUUGAUUGGUGUUGCAUGUGAAAGUGAGAGGGAUAUGAAUUGAAUGAUCUUUGGUUUAUUAAACACUUAAAUGCAUGAUGGGAAAGUAAUGGAUGAGGUCAGAACUGGAAAGAAUCACUGUCCUUGGAGCUGAAACUAAGACUGGUAGCUGUUAUUUCAUUCUUGUUCAUACAUAACAUUUUAAAAUUUAAAGAUAAGAAUAGAUGACUGUGUUGCUAUGGGUGUUCCCCCCUCUUUUAUCUUCCAUCCUUCCUCUGUUUCAAAUGAAUGAAGAAUGCUAUUGAGGAAAGUACUUACUUCUCAUUUUGAUUAGUGGGAGCAUUGUUUGUGGCUUUUCUCCUUGUUUGGGAGUUAAUUUUUAAGUAGAGAGGAAAUGAUAGUUGUUUCCCCUUAUUUAAUAUAAAAUAACCCUUUCCCCUCCCUGCCUUCCUUUCCUUCCUUCCACGUUUAUUUUAUUUAUUUAUUUAUUUUGUUUUAUUUUUUUUGGGGUGGGAGGGUGGUGGCGGUGGAGAGAGUUGUUGAUUUUGGGGCAUUGAGUGGUUUUCCGAACUAUUUAUGGUGCACUUGUUGAGGAUUGGCACCUCAUGCCCUGUUUUCUCUCUGGUAUAUUAUGAGUGCAUUUUGUUCUGCAAAUUUGCAAUUUUUUUUACUCAAUCUACCCAGCCUCUGGUAUAUUAUAUUGUUUAUAUAAUAUAUUUUUAAUAUAUUCUAACAAACGGAGAGUUUAAUGCUGCUAGUUCCUACUAACAUCAUGGUGCCACUACACUAAUCAAAAGUUACAUCAAAUUUGCAAGGCGUAGUUCUUUGAGAAAUUUGUUUCAGGUAGUUGGAUAUAUAUAGAAAAAAAGUGCCUCUGUUGUUUAACUUACCAAAACUCAUCCUCAAGUUGUUAUUGUGUGCUGAAAAUGUUUUUAUAAUUAUAGGGUUUUAUAAUUCUCAUGUUGAAGGAGAAUUGAAAUCUCAUGUUGUAGAGAUAAAAAGCAUGUGAGACCCAUGUGUUAGGAAAAAUUAUAUGUAGGACCCAUGUCAGCACGAAAACCGAAGGGUGUGUAGGAAAAUUAUAAUUCUCGUGUUAAAUGAGAAUUAUAAAACCCAUAAUUAUAUGAUAGCUAUGUUUUAUUGGUGAGAGUAUUAUCUUCUCUGAAAUUAUUUUGCUGGAGAAAGUUAAAAUGUGCCGAACACGUUUAGAUAGUUACAUGAUAGCUAUGUUUAUUAGUGACAGUAUAAUCUUCUUUUUACUUGUUUUGCUGGACAAAGUCAAAAUCCUCGCUACCUCAAGCAAGAGCUCAAGCACAUUUACGAUCUUUAAUUUCUUUAUAAGUUUUGCCUUAACAGAACCUAGGUGACAAUGCCAAGUGUUUAUGGUGGGAGUGACUGUGGGUGAUAUUGUGGUAUAAGUGGAGCUAGAAGCGAAAGUGUUAGCAGUUGCCUUCCAAUGUUCUUCAGGAGUUUUAAAUUCAGACACACUGUUUUUGCUAAAAGGUAUAUUACACAGCUUGAGUACAGUUCUGACCGCUUCUCAAUGAGGGUAACCUAGGUGACAAUGCCAAAGUGGCAUGAGCCACAUUUACAGACAAUGCAUUGAAAAGAGUAUCUUGACGAUGCUUCUCUAUCGGAGCCUCCUAAGCAAGCAAUAGAGCUUCAAUUUACUAAUAUUGAAGGAUCAAGAUGACUGUUUAUUGACGGAAUGCUGAUAGAGAAGCAAUAGAGCUAGCAGCAUAUACUGCUACCCCAACUGGUUUCAACCUACUGUUUCCAGAGAAGAAAAUUCUUCUCAUCAAGUCACCCAGUGAUUGAAGGAGUGAAUGUAAUUCGAACGGAGGAACAUGUUUGAAUGGUCAGAAGCCAAGGCAGUUUAACUGCUUGGACAAUUAUAGAUUACCGAGCUAUAGUAAUGCUCAGAGAUGAGGAUUACUCUAACACACUGCUUGAAGCAGUUUUAGUGUGAAUUCUUUUGGCAUCGGUACGUAGUUAAUUUGUUGAUUACCCAGCAUUAUUUAUCUCUCAACAAUGUCAGAUUCCUUUUCUUUAUGGCAAUAUAAUUACGAUGCUUUUUCGGAGUUAUACAACUAAGAUACGUAGUAAAGGUUUGGCAUACAUAAGAGAAGAAAUAAACUAAUAUUGUCAGCUGAUGCCAGCUGUUUCUAUUUUAGGUUCUUCAAGUAGAUUAGAAUUGGAGUUGGUUUACAAAACCUGGCACUUGAUUAUGGUAAUAAAGAAUAUUAAUUUCUCAAAGCUGCUUCAGUGCACUUUAGAGAGGGGAUCACAAAUCUUCUGAAGCCUAAUAGUACAUCUUAAUAUAUGCUUUCUUCUUGUUUUUUGACCAUCUAGCUGAGUUGGAUACAAGUAGAAUCUUGUAGAUGUUUGUUUAUUUUUUGAGAGGGGAUCAAUUGGUUAGUAAGAAAUAUCCUGACAAGCAGACGCCUGUGCAGCUUAGCAGACAGAGUUAUAGCUCAGAAACUACAACAUUAUCCACCGGAAGAGAAUUAACUAAAACUCAUGUUAAGAAAAAAAAAAAAAAGAAGAAAAAAUUACAAAAGGAACUAAUCAAGUGCACAAAAUCCUAUGCCUAACUAAUAUUUUGGUGACUUCUAUAAAGUGAGUCUGAUUUGUUGGAAAAUAAAGGAUAAUAAUAUAAUAAAAAAUACAUGAGUUGUGAUUUUUCAGCGGUUACAUUGUAACAGCAUGCAAUGUACUUUAAGAUAAGGCUGUUUUAUGGUUUGUUUAUAUUUUUGGUCACCACUGUAUGGUUUACUAGAGUCUAUCAAUCAACGAUUUGUGGGUCUUUAUGUUUUGUACAUAUAAAUAAGCUUAUCUAUUAACCAAAUAUGAAUGAUAAGGAGCCCCAUCAGUUCUUCCUCCCUUCAAUCCCUGCUUGGCCUCACAUAUCACAUUCUGUUUAUCUACUUUUGCUUUUGUAGCAUUGUGAGGGAAAUUUAGAAAUGAUUUUUCCCAUGUAAAGUCAGACACAAGCACAUUUUCAACUACCCAACAAAUUGGAUAAGAGACUGUCAGUUGAAACUUGAGAGGGUUCUUUCCAUUGCCUGAAAAUUUUUAUGUUUAUAUUUUACCUCCCAUACUCCGAAAAGGGACAAAAGUUAUUACCUCUUAACCCAUACCUACCAUACAUGAUAGAUAUUUGUGAAGAAGGGGGUGGUCACAAAAGUCCAUGAGGCCAAUAUAUUAUGAGAAUUCUAGUAUACAACUAAUAAGAAAAAAAUAAAAUCAAUUUAACCAUCAUCACACAUUUACGUUCCUCUCAGGAGGAGAUAAGAUUU
Molecule: messenger RNA, 4152 nt
Organism: Gastrolobium bilobum
Lineage: Eukaryota; Viridiplantae; Streptophyta; Magnoliopsida; Fabales; Fabaceae
Product: large ribosomal subunit protein uL2m
Exons: 1
Coding region: 82-699 (205 amino acids)
Biological process (GO): cytoplasmic translation
Cellular component (GO): ribosome
Molecular function (GO): RNA binding; structural constituent of ribosome
Source: RefSeq, a predicted model, not a curated record